This is a messenger RNA of Priapulus caudatus, 3522 nucleotides long. Its product is annotated as major vault protein-like. NCBI's taxonomy places the organism in Eukaryota, Metazoa, Priapulida, Priapulimorpha, Priapulimorphida, Priapulidae. Gene Ontology annotation, cellular component: cytoplasm; nucleus. The record is from RefSeq and is a predicted model, not a curated record.
UUAUACCAAAAGUACAAGAACGUGUGUUGAAAUAAGUCAAGAUGAACAGAAACACAGGCAAUCAAGCGAGGGAUUCGAUCUACCAUAUUCCUCCAUACCACUACCUCCAUGUGUUGGAUAAUUACACAAAUAGUACACGGAUAGAGCUUGGACCGAAAACAUUCAAACCCAAAGAUAGUGAGAGCGUGGUGCUUGGUCCCGAGCGUUACGUGACGAUCCCGAAAAGGCAUUACUGCGUCAUCGAGAACCCGGUGCUGCGUGACAACCACGGCAGGGUCGUGCGUGACGCCUUUGUGCAGGUGAAGCUGCGGCAUGCUGACCUUGAGGUCAGACUCGCACAGGAACCCUUCCCACUCUAUCCUGGAGAGGUCCUGAAGCAGCCUGUGUCUCCACUGACAGUAGUAAUCGCUAAUAAAGCUCUGAGACUGCGAGCUAUCAUUGACUUUGAAGAUGGUGACAGCAGUGAAAAACGGCUUGCUGGAGAUGAAUGGCUAUUCGAAGGACCAGGAACCUACAUCCCUCGUAAGGAGGUGGUGGUAGAGGAACCAGUAAGUGCUGUGAUUGUGAAACCCAACCAAGCCAUCAGACUGAGAGCCAGGAAGGAGACUAAAGACCGUAGUGGAGUCGACAGGGUUUCGGGUGAGGAAUGGUUGGUGGGGAAGACAGGAGCAUAUCUGCCCGGACCAUACGAAGAAGUUGUGGACAUUAUCAGUGCACACGUACUGACUGAGAAGAAAGCCCUUCAUAUUAAAGCGCACACGAACCUUCAAGAGAACUUUGCGAAUUGUGCGAAUAGAGUGGAGAAAAAUGGUUGAUCAAGUUUACGUGACACAGAGACACACAUACCUGAUGUGUACGAGGAGGUGGUUGGUGUGAUUAACAUCACAACACUGACCAACCGCCAGUAUUGUGUCAUUUUGGAUCCAAUCGGGGACGAUGGAAAACCGCAGCUAGGAAAGAAAAAAGUUAUCAAGGGCGAUAAGUCGUUCUUCAUGCAGCCCGGGGAACAGAUGGAGAAUGGCAUACAAAGCGUGUACAUUCUCAGUGAACAGGAGGGGCUCAUCCUUCAUGCGAGUGAAGCAUUCGUAGAUAUGACCACGGUUAGAGCGAUUGUGGGUGAAACUUACAUGCUUACCCAGGACGAGGAACUCUGGCAGAAAACGAUGACACCAGCAGUUGAGGAACUGCUGGGUCAGGCGAACGACCAGCAGAAAAAGAGAGACAAGACACGUGUGGUGACGUUUCGCGUGCCACACAAUGCUGCUGUGCAGAUAUAUGAUUACAAGGCAAAGAAGGCUAGGGUGAGUUCUAGGGUGAUCUUUGGGCCUGACCUGGUUAUGCUGUCACCGGAUGAGCAAUUUACACAGCUGAGUCUGUCUGGCGGUAAGCCGAAGAAACCCAAUGUGAUCAAGGCGCUCUGUCUGCUGCUAGGCCCUGACUUCUUUACCGACAUUGUUACUGUGGAAACGGCGGAUCACGCACGACUGCAGUUGCAGUUGGCCUACAACAGGCAUUUUGAUCUUCCGGAGGAGGAGACCCAGAAGAGCCGGCUGUUCAGUGUCGCAGAUUUUGUCGGCGAUGCCUGCAAAGUGAUCGCUUCACGCAUCCGCGGUUCCGUCAUCAGCAUUCCGUUCGACGACUUUCACAAGAAUUCGGCGAAGAUCAUCCGCGUAGCGGUGUUCGGCAUGGAUGCUGAGAUGAAUGUGCGCAAGCACCUGUGUUUUGAGCAGAACUCCCUGUUCAUCACAAGUGUAGACAUCCAAUCUGUGCAGCCCCUCGACCAGUGUAUACGCGAUUCACUCAUGAAGUCUGAGCAGCUAGCGAUAGAAAUCACCACCAGCUCGCAGGAGGCAGCAGCCAGGCAUGAGGCACAGCGUCUAGAGCAGCAAGCAAAGGGCAAGCUCGAGAGACAGAAGAUCAUGGACGAGGCAGAGGCAGAGAAGUCGAGGCGAAACCUGCUGGAACUACAGGCAGUCAGUGCAGCAAUUGAGAGAACCGGCCAGGCGCAGGGUCGUGCAGAAGCUGAGAAGAUUGGGGAAGCUGCAGUACAGCAGGCGAGACUGAAGGCUGAAGCCAUAUCAAUAGAGGCCACAUCAGAGCUGCAGCGUCUACAGAACGCCAGACAAGCUGAGGUCCAUUAUGUUCGUGAGCAGAACGCUCUUGAGGUGGAGAAGAGCCGCAUUCAGAGCAACAUCAAACAAACAGAGAAAAAGAAACAAAAGGUGGACGACGACGAAUCGGCCUGCGAGUAAUUAAGGACGUGAAGAGAAUGUGUGGUCUAUGCCCUCGAUGGCUCUUGGUCUGUAGUCGUUAUGGCAUUCAGAGUGGAAGGAUUGGUUGGAAGGGCUUCACAGAAAAUAAUGUGUUAGAUAAGAGAAUGCAUUACAUGGGGGAUGUCGUACAAGAAAGAAGACUGUGUCACGUGAGGAAAUUUGUAAGAUGAGGGGAUGUCACAGGAAGGAUUGGACACACACAAGAAAGUGUCACAUGAAGGAAUGUAUCAGAUAAUUAUAUAUAAGUGAUUGUACUGGUAAGAUAUUACUAUAUUUUCCAAUGGUCUGGAGUUUAUGGGUUUUUCUUACUGAUGAUUAAGUUUCGCCACUGAUGAUUUUUUCUGUCACUGCUUGAAAGGAAGCUGCCUGGUUAGCAUUUAGUCAGCAUAUAUACUAAUCGUAUAUAUGAGCAAAUUUGUGUACCUAUCAACAUAAAACUACAAACAACAAAUUAGUAUACUGCAAAUUCAUUUACUUUCUCUUAAAGUUUAUACUGAAUAGAACUGAUUAUGAUCAAUGAUUUCUUUGGAGUAGGUAGCAGGUUCUCCGAGACACAUGUAAGAUGUAGGUAUUAGAAACGUGUAUGUGGAACAGACUAUAGUGUAUCCAGGCAAAAACUAUCCCAUUAUUUGACAAAUACUAGCAUAUUAUUUGGCAAUACAAAUAUUACCAUACAAUAUACAAUAUACAAUAUAUACAAUAUACAAUAUACAAUAUAUACAAUAUACAAUAUUACAUUACAAUAUACAAUACAAAUAUUGUUUGGCGAAAACUAUCCCAUUAUUUGACAAAUACUAGCAUAUUGCAGACGAGAGCCGGCCCUUUUGUUUAGCAGGAAGUGGCCCUUUGUUCAUUCUGAUUCAAAGUUCUGUUGUUUCGAAGAGUGUAGCCGAUUGUAUAGGUGGGCAGAUCAUUUUUGCUCACCAGUCGAUUGUCAGUGCACCGAUGUGGGCGGGCACUUAUAGUAAUCGUGUGUGACAUAGAUGUUUCACUAUCGAUUGAAGUUGUUGAGGUGUUGUCACACUGUUCUAGAUGUCGCGUGUGUGAGGGAAUAAUAACUGGAAUUAAGAGGUCAGCUGUAAAAUGUUUCAUUCGUGUUCAGAAGCCACAGCUUUCGUGAUGCCUCGUGUACACGCACGAUUUUCGGUCACGCAACUACAAUGUCAAUGAUUCGUAAUUUACUUUUACCAUUCAAUACAAAUUAUGGAGAAUAUAUUCAUAUAUAAUAAAUAAAAUAUUAAACAGCAUA